AUGGGCCCCACGGAACGAGGACCUCAUGAUUUCCUCGGAGCGCCUCGGGCCCUGCUGCUGGACGUGCUCGUCCUCAGCUGCCAGCCCAGCCGGCUGAAGAGGUCGAUGAAGACGAUAUCGUCGGCGCCACGAGUGCCUCUGGUACCCCCCAUCGGCCCUGACCUGACCGAGGACCCGAACGAGGGCCAUUUCGAGCUUCUCGUCGAUGUCUCUGAGGAGAUCGACCGCAACGUCCCUACGCGCAUGGCGGUCUCUCACGCGAAGGAGCUUCGCAACGCCCAGGUCCGCAUUAUCUAUAACCGUCGGAAGACCGUGGUUAGCCUCGCCUCCCCCGCCCCCGCCCAUACCGGUGUCCCCACAGAGGACGAUUUCGAUCUCCCUGUCGCGGUGUCGCAGGAGGUCGAUCGCGAGGCACUCACGAGCAUGGCCGUCUCCUUGGCCAAGACCCUCCGCGGGAUGAACGUUCGCGUCAUCUCUAACCGUAAGGAGGUGAUCGUUAGCAUGGCCGACAAGGCCAUCAAGUUGUCGGACGAGAUCUUCUAUACCCUGUUGUACUGCUUGAAGAAGAACUUGAUGGCCAUGGUGAAGGGAGCUCGAAACCUGGACAGCAUCAUGUCCGGCUUCGACGGAGCGGCCGUUAUCCGCCUCAACCUCACCCGGGUUAAGGUAUAUAAUAACUAUAAGUACCUCUUAAGGACUCUAGAUUCCGACCGGGAGUCCGCCCUCAAGGCGAACCUCCUCGAGGAGUUCAAGAUCCUCAACGGCGGGCCCCGUCGCCCUGGGCAGAAAAACGACACCGUUGCCUCGAAGGUGCUCGAGAAGCACUUAGGCAUCUCGGCAGACGAUGUUCGCAGGAUCAUCGAGGCAGCCAAGCUUUCGUGGAUCCUCGCCUCCGUCUGGGGCCGUGACAGUGUCAUGCCCCCCCCCCCCCCUCCCGAACAAGAGCGGGUAUGUUUACAUCGUCUCCUACGUCCAAACCUCAUACCUAGCAAUACACUAGAUGAUUGA
Colletotrichum costaricense is the source of this 1008-nucleotide messenger RNA. RefSeq lists its product as uncharacterized. Bases 1 to 1008 code for a protein of 335 amino acids. Lineage: Eukaryota; Fungi; Ascomycota; Sordariomycetes; Glomerellales; Glomerellaceae. The record is from RefSeq and is a predicted model, not a curated record. The transcript has 3 exons.